AUGGAAAAGAAUAAGAAUGAAGUUUUGAGAGAAGAAGAAAUAAAAAUCGAAAAAGUGAUUCGUUUAGAUAAAACAGGUUGUCCAAUUAUAAAGGGAUAGAAGGCACAUAAGAUCACAUUUUGUGAUGAAGUGAUAGUUGGGAAAUCUAUUCAUAAUAUAAUUAUUGUCGAAUGUUAUAAACAAUUUAAUUUGCCUCCAAAUGAUAUAGAAGUUGCUGAUGAAUGCUGUAUAUUAUUAUGA
This is a messenger RNA of Paramecium sonneborni, 240 nucleotides long. NCBI's taxonomy places the organism in Eukaryota, Ciliophora, Oligohymenophorea, Peniculida, Parameciidae. The record is from the annotation of a GenBank genome assembly.